Messenger RNA from Amphimedon queenslandica, 2926 nucleotides. RefSeq names its product tyrosine-protein kinase TXK-like. Bases 300 to 2555 code for a protein of 751 amino acids. NCBI's taxonomy places the organism in Eukaryota, Metazoa, Porifera, Demospongiae, Haplosclerida, Niphatidae. The record is from RefSeq and is a predicted model, not a curated record. Gene Ontology annotation, molecular function: protein tyrosine kinase activity; ATP binding; protein binding. The transcript has 17 exons. Gene Ontology annotation, biological process: intracellular signal transduction; protein phosphorylation.
AAAGUAUGUGGCGAGUAUAUACGGUACUUCUAAAUCAGAAAGACAACAAGAAAGUGGUACUGAAAGAUUUGCUCAAAGACCAGCCAUUGUAAGUGAGAGAGAGUUCCCUACUGGUAGUCCUUGAGCUAGGACAUACAUCAGCAAUCUAGCCUGUGCCCUUGUCCUAGCAGUGAAGAGAAAAAUACUUGGCAGUUCCGUGUUAUUCCGGCAGAAACUCGGGCAGAAAGGAAGAGGGAGUGUGAAGAAGACUCACAGAUAGGAAACUCGAGGAGACCGUAGCUACUGGAAAGGCAGGUCCAAUGAUGCCUGUUAAUCAUCAAUCUGGUGCUGAUGUUGAGCUCAAGGUGGAUUACAUGGUGAAGAGAUCACAGGGGAAAUCAGCACUGGGAGCAACAAACUUUAAGAAGAGAGUUUUUGUACUGACAAAUAAUAAGCUAUCAUACUAUGAUGGAAACCUUGAGAAAAGAGGUGGUCUAAAAGGACAAGUUGAUCUCAACAGCGUCAAAGUCAUAGAGAAAGUCUCAGACUCGGCCUUUGACAAGCCGUCAUUCCAGGUAGUCCAUGGUGACCUCACCCUGUAUGUCAUUGCUGAUGAUGAAGCACAGAGACACGACUGGCUAGAGCUACUAAGACAAUAUUGUAGAAGUAAUGGAAAGCUACAAGAUUUCUAUCACCCAGGUCUCUUUGUUAAUAGCAAGUGGUCCUGUUGCGAUCAUAAGAGCAAGCACUCCACUGGUUGCUCCCCUGCCUUCAUCAAGGAUGAGCAUCAGUUCUCUCAAGGAGCUGCUUCAUUUGGUUCCAGCCCCACUAGAGGGUCUGGUAACAUUCAACACAAAGCACUGCCCCCCAUACCCCCUGAUGCUGGUGGGUUUAACGGAAGUGGCCCUGGAUAUGGUGGACAGGGGUACGGCGGUCAAGGGUAUGGCGGACAAGGGUAUGGCGGACAGGGGUACGGUGGACAAGGGUAUGGUGGACAGGGGUAUGGCGGAGGAGGUCAUAAUGUACAUGGUCCUGGUCCGAUGGCGAGUGGCCCAGUUUAUCCGGCCAGCAGUGGAGGGGGUGGGGGAAUCUAUCCCCACCAGCCAAUGGCUCAUGCUAAUUCUGGUCAUGUGGUUGUGUCUAAUACUCACAUUCAGAGUGGGGGACAUCGAACUGCUCCUUAUCAGGAUCAUAAUCUCGCCCCUCCACCCCCAGUAUCUAAAACCAGACCAAGCAGUACAAAGCCAAGCUUCGAAGUGAUGGCAAUGUAUGACUAUCCUGGUAUAGAGAAAGGUGACCUUCCAUUGUGUAAAGGACAGAAAGUUGUCAUAUUUGAUAAUUCCAGAGAUCAUUGGUGGAGAGCUAGAGAUGACAGAGGAAAUGAAGGGUUUGUUCCUAGUAAUUAUGUUAAGAAGGUUGGAUUAGAGAGUGAAGAUUGGUUCUUCCCUACAUUAUCACGUGCCAGAGCUGAGAAUAUACUCAAGCAAGAGAAUAAAGAGGGAGCUUUUGUUGUUAGAAAUUCCAGUCGAGAUAACAUGUAUACCCUAUCGAUAUGUCAUGAAGGUCAAGUCAGACAUUAUCACAUUAAAGAUGACGAGGAGAAGAAAUACUUUAUAUCAGAGAAACAUCGUUUCCCAACAAUUACAGAACUUAUCGAAUAUCACAAACUAAAUGGAGGAGGUUUAGUUACUAGAUUGAGACGGCCUCCUACUCAGUUAGUGCCUAAUCAACCAGUCCUCUCAUCUGCUUUUGACACUAAGUGGCAAAUUGAUAAAUCUGAGCUGUCAUUAGGUAAAGAGCUAGGCAGUGGACAGUUUGGAAGGGUAGUAGCAGGUCAAUGGCGUAAUAAAGUUGAUGUUGCUAUUAAGAUGAUGAAGGAAGGUGCAAUGAAUGAAGAUGACUUCAUUGAAGAGGCAAAAGUGAUGCAGAAAUUCCAGCAUGAUAAUUUAGUAAAGUUAUAUGGAGUGUGCAUCAAACAAGGAGCAGUGUAUAUCAUCACUGAACUAAUGGUUAAUGGCUGUCUGCUCCAGUAUCUUCGUAAUAAUAAACAUUUAGUAGAAAAGACAGACAUUAUACUUGACAUGGCUAUACAGAUUUGUGCUGCUAUGAAGUUUUUAGAACAGUCUGGCUUCAUACACAGAGAUUUGGCUGCUAGGAAUUGUCUGGUUGGUGACAGGAAUAUUGUUAAAGUCGGUGACUUUGGUUUAGCAAGGUUUGUGACUGAUGAUGAGUACACAGCCUCUGAGGGUACCAAGUUCCCCAUCAAAUGGGCAGCUCCUGAAGUCAUCACUCAUGCUAGAUUUAGCAGCAAAUCAGACGUUUGGUCUUACGGUAUUUUGUUGUGGGAGUUGUGGAGUGGUGGUAAAACUCCUUACCCAGCCUUUACUAAUCCUCAAGUAUUAGAUGAAGUUUUAAGAGGAUAUCGAUUAGAAAACCCUAAAUUAUGUCCUCCUGAAGUUUAUGAUUUAAUGAAAAAGAGUUGGCAGGCGAAUCCUGAAGAUCGGCCAUCAUUUGCUGUCCUCUCUGAUUCUCUCAAAGCCAUGGUAGGAGAUGACUAUAGUGAUGCAGUGGACUAAUCGUUCGCCUCAGAAUAAAUUAAUUUUUAUUUUAUGUGUAUUCUGUCUUUUCUUCUCUCUUGUCUCCUUCAUUAUGAAGUAUUGUAGUGUCUUGCAUUUAUGUUGUCUCCUUGUGUAUGAUAAUGUGUUGUCACUGUAUUAUGUACCUGUGUGUAUGUAUCAUGUGUAGCCUAUUUUAUGUGAAGCCAUUGUAAGAAGCUUUUUAACGUUUUUUUUUGUUGUGACCGACUGACUGACUGGGAAAUCAAUUUUUAGUUUGUUUCUCUUUUGUUUUUAGACACAUUUUUUCAUAUAAUUUUUUUUGUUGUGUUAUUUUUGGUUAUUUUUAAUAAUUAUAUAGUAUUUUUAAGGCAAAAAAGUUGAAAUUAAGA